UCUGGUGAACAAACUGGUGACACAGAUUUUGAUCAAUAUGUUAAGACUCUGCAUUCAGCUGAAUGACACCGUGAAAAGGCGAGGAAACUGAGGAAGCAGGCCAAGCAAGCAUAGGAGCACAUUACAUUUAAGAUAACCAAUGAUGGCUUACAGUGUGACGAGGAAUAUGUUCACCCCUACCUCACUGGCCUAGUAAAGUUAGUAGGGGAUCUCUCAAAAAGGGCAGCAAAUAAGUUAGGUUUGAAUAUAAAUUUUAGCUUGAUUUAUCCAAAAUGAAUUUGACGAGGCUGUGCAGACUAAGAGAGUAGGCAUUCCUAAACACACGACUCCUGUUCAUUCAAUCAGGUAAAAUAAUUUUCUUCCGGAAAAAGCUUGCAUGUGACCUAGUGAAGGAUUUGGAGUUUGACAGUGCAAGAGGAAAGAUCCACCAAGCCAUGGAGCAGCAGCUUCAGCAAAUCAACAUUGUGCGGCAAGCAUACCACAGCAACAGCUACGUGGGAAACCAUGUGAACAUUGCAUUGAAGUACAAUUCUGCGACCCCUAUGUCCCAAGAACAGUUAUCAACUCUGGAGCAAGAUAUCAAAAGACUAUUUGGUUACUACCACGAAACAUUUCCUGAUGAGUCUUUCCCUCUCAAGUUCCACAUGCUGGAGCACCACGUCGUGGAAUUCAUCAGGCACUGGAGAUUCCCUUUGGGCUUUUUCGGGGAGCAGGGAGGCGAAUCAAUCCACCAUGAGCUUCAGGCCCUGCACCGUACGCACAGCCAAACAAAGCCGGCAACGAAUCGCCUCAAAGCCAUCAUCCAAGAUCACUAUGUGAUCGUUGCACCGGCUAACAGGAACGUUAUUCCUAAGAAGAUACGGCGUAAUCUUGAAAGCAUUGACAAGCAAUGAAG
This is a messenger RNA of Nematostella vectensis (starlet sea anemone), 895 nucleotides long. RefSeq lists its product as uncharacterized. The record is from RefSeq and is a predicted model, not a curated record. Bases 435 to 893 code for a protein of 152 amino acids. The transcript is spliced from 3 exons. NCBI's taxonomy places the organism in Eukaryota, Metazoa, Cnidaria, Anthozoa, Actiniaria, Edwardsiidae.